AGCAAGCCGCGAUGGAGCCAACCUGGGUUCGCAGUACCACAGGCACAACCUCACCCACCCACUCCGCCGCCGUUACUGUGCCCUGCGGCGUCAUUCGCCUGUCGCGGUUUAUCUGCCCAUCUGCCGCCAUUUAGUUGUGGGUGCGCCCAUGCGACCGCCGCCCUGCCAAUCUGCCUUUACCGUAGUAGCCCAACGUCACCACUUUCGCGUGUUAAAUAUCACUUCGACCUUCGUAUAAACACCACCACACCACCCCCACCGCCGGGUACCGCCCACCAUGUCUUUCUUUGGCUUUGACCCCAGCGGCCCGAGGGACCGCGGCCACGCAUCCAAUGCGCCCGGCUUUGGCCAGCACGAUGCCUUCGCCGCACUGGGUGGAGGGGCAGCCGAUGACGAUGUCAUCGACUUCGAGGAGACGUACGACGGCCUAGGCGAUCAGCUCGACGACGAUGCCGAUGACCUCAAUGACGACACCUUUGGUGGCGGCCCUGCCACGCAACAGUCGGUUGGAAAACAUUUCGACUUCGCCGGCCAGACGUCGAUGGUAUCAAACACGCUGCAGGAGGAGCAGAUGCUGUACCAGGCCCGUCAGAAGUACCCCCAGCAGCAGCAGCAGCAGCAGCAACAACACCAGCAGCAAUAUCAGCAACAGCAAACCCAACAGUACCAGCAGAGACCACCCGUCCCCCAGGCAUCGAAGCCAAACCGCACUGGCUACGAGAGCUACAAGGAUCCCGAGUACAUCCCUCAGCUGGAGGCGCGCGCCGACAUCUGGGGUCUCAAGCCUAAGCAGCCCGCUGCGCAGAGGCAGCCUUCGCCGCAGCCACCCGCCGCUUCGCAACAGCCCGCGCCCACUAGAAAGGCCAUGAGCAUGGAAGAGGUUGAGGCCAUGAUGCGCGCUCAGUCCAUAGGCACCCCUCCAGUACAACAAGCCCCACCUCCGGGCUUUCCAGGAUUUGCGCAGCAACAGCAAUUCGCCCAGCAGCAACAACAGCAGCAGCAGUUCCCCCAUGGACAGCCCCAGUACCCCGGCAUGCCAGGACAAUUCGCGCCCCAGAUUUUGCAAAGGCCCCAACAGCAGCAGCCCGUUCAACAAAUGCCGCCUAGACAGCAACAGCAACAGGUCCGCGCUGAGCUCCCGGACCAACCCGUCCGAUCCCAGCCGCUCCAACAGCCCACCAUCCUACAGCGACAAAGGCCCCAAUCCAACGAGCCCGGCGCUCAGCAGCAGCGCCAAGCAACACCCCAGGCUCAGGCCCAGGGCACACCCACCCAGCCUCGACAGAUCUUGCAAAACCCGAACCGGCUGUCAGGCCAAGGCCAGCCUAUGGUUCAGAAUGCUCCACAGGGUCCUCGCGGCGUUCCAGCGGGACACAACCGUGGUCCAUCGUUCCCGGGAAUGGUCAUAACCCACCCCGAGCAGCUUCUGCAGCUAUCCGAGGCCGAGCGUGCCGCCUUCCUUGAAGAAGAUGCUAAGCGGGCUAAGCGGAACCACAAGAUUGCUCUCCUAGCAAAGGACAACGGCCUGAUGACGCCACAGGACAAGAACUUCAUCACCCGAAUCCAGUUGCAGCAACUCAUGACCGCGACGGGCAACUUGGAGGAGAGAGGACCCGAGGCAGCUAUUGCUGAGGACUUCUACUACCAGGUCUUCACCCAGAUCCGGGGCGCUCCACGCCAAAACCCCCAGCAGCCAGCAAGCCAAUUUGCUCAAACAUACCUGUUCCAGACCAACAACAGGUUCGGCAACCGUAGACAAGGCCGAGGCGGGGACAACCAUAUGCAGCGCAUGGAGCAGCAGAUUCAGCGCGCAGUUGAGGCGGCCAAAGCAAGACCAAAGGCCAGGCAGCUUGUUGUGGAAGGUAGUCUUGGAAAGAUUGCGUUCAGCAAUUCCAAGACCCCUCGACCGCUGCUCAACCUGAAGCGGCCAGAGACGAACGAUAAGCUGCCGAAGAACCACCGGUCUUCCAUCGCUGACCGGAAGGAGGCUCUUCGCAACAUCGAGGCGGUAUAUAAGACACUCAUGCAAAUGGAAGACCACGAGCGGGCAAUGCCACCGCCGAUCCAAGAAAGCAGCCCUCCUGAAGCCAUCCAGGCACAUAUGGAGUGGCGUUCGAAGAUCGAAGCGCUUCACCAGCAACUGUGGUUGAACACAAAGAUCAUGGAGCCCAUUAACCCUGCCACACCGCAUCCGUUCAUCUCCAUCCUUUCACACGCCAAGGGAAAGAAGGUACUUCCACGACUUUUCCGCCACAUUAACGAGCAGGAGCGCAUUACUGUCGUAACUAUGAUCGUUGUCCACCUAGACGCUCUCUCCGUGGUCGGUCGUGCUAUUGCUACGCCUGAGGAACCUUUGAGCGCGGCCAUCCGAGAAGAGGUCGACCUUUUCUCUAGCACUGUCAUGUCGCCUCUCCACGCGCACAUCUCAGAGGCGCCGUUGAACAUUGUCAUCGGUCUUCUUGGUCUUGUCCUGGACCGCACCAACCUCCAUGUCGUGGCUCGAAGCAAGAUCGGUCUCACUCUCCUCACGUUCCUCAUCUCUCGCGCCGAGCUUCUUAAGCAGUCAGCUCCCGAGAUGGUUACCGACUGGCAACAAUGGACCGCACUUUACAACCGUCUGUUCGACGUCAUCGAGCCUGUUCUUCCUUAUCUAUUCCCAGGGACCAUCAACGACACCGACGACAUGUACAUCUGGCAGUUCCUGGCUGCAAUGGGUGUCGGCGCCAGUCCUGAGCAGCAACAGAGGUUGGUGCUUGGCGUCAAAGACCGUGUCAUGGAGACGGUCUCUGUUAGCAAGGCUUUGCCCGCUGAGAUGGCAAGUGCACGUACAGCCAACGUGAACCUCUUCAUGAGAGCCAUCGGUCUAGAUGUGGAACUGCUUGGAUGAACACGUUUGAUGAUCAACAUUUGAGCCAUACCAACGCCAUCCAGACGCCAUGCAUCGCGCUAUGCAGUAGGCCGAUGUUCGGAGUACGAAGUUUAUGCCCAAGGGGCUGGACGCCACCGCACUCGAAGGUGCACCACCAAGUUGCACACUCGUCGCUUGGCUGUGGUGUGUACGUUGCACGAUUUUCGCAGAGCGAAAUAUUAGGAAGCUAGCAACGGUGAAGUGGGGUGUGCUGGUGGGCGUUGAUGUCGUGCUCAUGAUGAUGAAAAGGCAUCUGGUGGCGCGUUGACGACGUAGGCGGAAUGUCAACUUAUGAUAGAACAAAAGCGCCCUCUUUCAAUAUUCGAAUAUACGCAUUGAUUUCAUGCAAUGCUCCUCACCUGUCAGUGUCAAAACCUUGAAAGCGUCCUUCUUCCGCGACCGUGCACUUGCGGUUCCCUCU
Messenger RNA from Alternaria rosae, 3329 nucleotides. RefSeq names its product topoisomerase II-associated protein PAT1. Gene Ontology annotation, biological process: P-body assembly; deadenylation-dependent decapping of nuclear-transcribed mRNA. The transcript is spliced from 3 exons. NCBI's taxonomy places the organism in Eukaryota, Fungi, Ascomycota, Dothideomycetes, Pleosporales, Pleosporaceae. Gene Ontology annotation, cellular component: P-body. Bases 278 to 2887 code for a protein of 869 amino acids. Gene Ontology annotation, molecular function: RNA binding. The record is from RefSeq and is a predicted model, not a curated record.